Molecule: messenger RNA, 315 nt
Organism: Galeopterus variegatus (Sunda flying lemur)
Lineage: Eukaryota; Metazoa; Chordata; Mammalia; Dermoptera; Cynocephalidae
Gene: SLPI
Product: secretory leukocyte peptidase inhibitor
Exons: 2
Biological process (GO): antibacterial humoral response; innate immune response
Cellular component (GO): extracellular region
Molecular function (GO): peptidase inhibitor activity
Source: RefSeq, a predicted model, not a curated record
GCCUCUCCACCUUCACCAUGAAGUCCAGUGGCUUCUUCCCAUUUGUGGUGCUUCUUGCCUUGGGAACCCUGAUACCUUGGGAUGUGGAAGGUUCUGGAAAUGGUGAGUUGGAGUUGCUCUGGUCCAAUCUUGGCAGCAGGGUCAUAGCUGUGGCCCUACUCUCAUCAGUGAAGAAGCCUGGGAAGUGUCCGGUUGUUCGUGGCCAAUGUAUGAUGCUCAACCCUCCCAAUUUCUGUGAGAUGGAUGGCGAAUGCAAGGGUAACUUCAAGUGCUGCAGAGGCAUGUGUGGGAAAGUCUGCGUUUCUCCUGUGAAAG